Molecule: messenger RNA, 4531 nt
Organism: Melanotaenia boesemani (Boeseman's rainbowfish)
Lineage: Eukaryota; Metazoa; Chordata; Actinopteri; Atheriniformes; Melanotaeniidae
Gene: smurf2
Product: SMAD specific E3 ubiquitin protein ligase 2
Exons: 19
Coding region: 409-2715 (768 amino acids)
Biological process (GO): ubiquitin-dependent protein catabolic process; negative regulation of BMP signaling pathway
Molecular function (GO): protein binding; ubiquitin protein ligase activity
Source: RefSeq, a predicted model, not a curated record
UGAAGUGGGAUCUACCCCCGGAGGCUCCGCAGAUCAACUGUCGACGAGCUGAGAGGAGGGUUCAGUCCGAAGCAGAGGCUUUCUCCGAAGAUGUGAAGAUAAACACCGCGUUUCACCCCACAGCAGCUCGUGUACACGUUUUAACUGAAGAGGGGGAAGCCUGUGUUUUUUCAUUUAGUAAAUGCAAUUUGGCGCAGCGACACACUCGCGAUUUUCUUUCUUUCCUUUUUUGCAUUUAUGAGCGAUCGCUAUGCCAGUUCGGUCCACAUCCGGGCCACAAUGCUUUGACUCCAUUAUUGUCUAAAACUGGCGGAGAGGUUGAAAAACCUUUUUAUUUUUAUUAUAUUUUUUUUUUACACCUAGCGACACAUUUUAACUACGCGCAGUGAGGGCUUGGAUCAAGAGGAGAUGUCUAACCAAGGAGUUCGGCGGAAUGGCCCCGUGAAGCUGCGAUUAACAGUCCUGUGUGCCAAAAACCUUGUGAAGAAGGACUUCUUCCGCCUCCCUGAUCCCUUUGCCAAGGUAGUUGUGGACGGGUCAGGACAAUGCCACUCUACAGACACUGUGAGGAACACGCUUGACCCCAAGUGGAACCAGCACUAUGAUCUAUACAUUGGAAAGUCGGACUCCAUCACCAUCAGUGUGUGGAAUCACAAGAAGAUUCAUAAGAAGCAGGGUGCUGGCUUCCUGGGCUGUGUCCGCCUUCUCUCUAAUGCCAUCAACCGCCUUAAAGACACAGGCUAUCAGAGACUAGACUUAAACAAGUUGAGCCCCAACGACAGUGACACAGUGAGGGGUCAGAUAGUAGUGAGCCUGCAGUCGAGGGACCGCAUUGGCACAGGAGGUCCUGUGGUGGACUGCAGCCGUCUGUUUGACAAUGAUCUUCCAGAUGGCUGGGAGGAGAGGAGGACUGCGUCUGGACGAAUCCAGUACUUGAACCACAUCACACGCACCACACAGUGGGAGAGGCCUACCAGGCCUGCAUCAGAGUACUCCAGCCCCGGCCGACCGCUCAGCUGCAUCGUAGAUGAGAACACGCCCAUCAGCACGAACGGCGCCACGCCCACCACAGCGUUGCCGCCCGGCGACCAGCGGGCCCAAGAGAGACGAGUCCGAUCGCAAAGACAUCGCAACUACAUGAGCAGAACCCACCUGCACACCCAUCCAGACCUUCCAGAGGGAUAUGAGCAAAGGACGACGCAGCAAGGCCAAGUUUACUUUCUGCACACUCAGACAGGUGUCAGCACGUGGCACGACCCCAGGGUCCCCAGAGAUCUGAGUAAUGUGAACUGUGAGGAACUUGGUCCUCUACCACCAGGAUGGGAGAUUCGGAACACCGCCACGGGAAGGGUUUACUUCGUCGACCACAACAACCGAACCACGCAGUUCACGGACCCGCGGCUCUCGGCUAACCUGCAUCUAGUCUUAAAUCCAAGUCCAAACGGUUCUCGAGGAGGCAUUGAAAGUCAAAAUGUCAGUCGUCAGAACCAGAUGAAGGAUCAGGCCCAGCAGGCUCUGGUGUCCCCCAGUCAGCUCCCAGAGGAGGCAGAGUGCCUCACGGUGCCCAAGUACAAGAGGGACCUUGUUCAGAAGCUGAAGAUCCUCCGUCAGGAACUGUCCCAGCAGCAGCCUCAGGCCGGCCACUGUCGCAUUGAGGUGUCCCGUGAGGAGAUCUUUGAAGAAUCGUAUCGGCAGGUGAUGAAGAUGAGGCCAAAGGAUUUGUGGAAAAGGCUAAUGGUGAAGUUUAGAGGUGAAGAAGGCCUCGACUAUGGAGGAGUGGCCCGGGAGUGGCUCUACCUGCUGUCGCAUGAGAUGCUGAACCCAUACUACGGCCUGUUCCAGUACUCACGCGAUGACAUCUACACGCUGCAGAUUAACCCAGACUCUGCUGUCAAUCCUGAGCACUUGUCUUAUUUUCAUUUUGUGGGCCGCAUCAUGGGGAUGGCAGUGUUCCAUGGCCACUACAUAGACGGGGGCUUUACCUUACCCUUCUACAAACAGCUGCUGGGAAAACCCAUCACAUUGGACGACAUGGAGUCUGUCGACCCCGACCUGCACAACAGCCUUGUUUGGAUCCUGGACAAUGACAUCACAGGUGUGCUGGACCACACCUUCUGUGUAGAGCACAAUGCUUACGGAGAGAUCAUCCAGCAUGAACUCAAGCCCAACGGCAAAAGCAUCCCGGUCACCCAGGACACCAAGAAGGAGUACGUCCGCCUCUAUGUCAACUGGCGUUUUCUGCGCGGUAUUGAGGCUCAGUUCUUGGCUCUGCAGAAAGGCUUCAACGAGGUCAUCCCCCAACACCUGCUCAAGGCGUUUGACGAGAAGGAGCUGGAGCUGAUUGUUUGCGGUUUGGGGAAAAUUGACAUCAACGACUGGAAGUCCAACACACGGCUUAAACACUGCACUCCAGACAGCAACAUCGUCAAAUGGUUCUGGAAAGCCGUGGAGUCAUUCGACGAGGAGCGCAGAGCCCGGCUGCUGCAGUUUGUCACGGGAUCGUCAAGAGUUCCCCUGCAAGGUUUCAAAGCCCUCCAAGGCGCUGCCGGCCCACGGCUCUUCACCAUCCACCAGAUCGAUGCCAGCACCAACAACCUUCCCAAAGCUCACACCUGUUUUAACCGGAUCGACAUUCCUCCCUACGAGAAUUAUGACAAACUCUACGACAAGCUGCUCACUGCCAUCGAGGAGACGUGCGGCUUCGCGGUGGAGUGAGUCGCAGAUGCUAACAGGACUCCGCAACGACCAGAAGCAACAUGGCUUGACCAUGAAGAGCCACCGUCCACAAAUCGGUCCAUUCAGAAGGAAGGUGGAGGAAGGGGUGGGGGGGUGUCACUGAUGGUUGUUUUAACCAGAGAGGCUCAUACUCUGAGGGGACAUGUGGCUGAGCUAAGAUGUCUAGAAAAUAUCAUCUGACCUCCUUAAUAUCUUUUUUUUUUAUCAUUGAAAAGGAUUUCUUCAGCUGCUAAUAACUCUUUACUAACUUUUUUUUUUAAAAGGUCAUUUUAACAUUUAAAAGGAUAGAUUAUUCCAUGUAGCAACGCUCCGUCUUACCACGCUGAACACACGGUCAGUCCACUCUGAAACAAUAGCCACAUUUACCAGACUGGUUUGUUUGCUAGAGGGCAGGGUUAUCACCGGGUGCCCCAACCACUUGGGAAAAGACAAAAAAAACAAAACAAAACAAUGCAAAACACUAAAUUUGGGCCGUUUGGUGCCUCGAAGCGAACGUAAAGCCACGGAUGUAGACGUGUGGUGGGGGAUGAGAAGGCGAAACUAGCUGUCGACUCUUUACAACCUUCUCCAAAGACAACAGCAGGGACCUCUGCUCCUGAGCGCUGCAUUCCCAGAAACCCUGUUUCACACGUUUGACAGCUAGCUGUGUUUGGGGGGAAAAAAAAGAAGAGUAAAUGAUUGAAUAGCUUGAAAUGUGAUAUUUUUGUAUAACAGGGAAAAUUGAGAAACAAUAAAAUUCUAUAUAAUAUAUAUAAUUUAUUGCUCUUAUAUUUCAGAAACCCCUCUUUUUCCAUUGUUUGAGAAAAAUGUAAAUCUUUUACAUGUUACUGUUUAAAUUAUAGAAGAUAAUUUGUGAAAGCAGAGUUCAGCUUGACUGAAUCUCACUAAAAGGAUGCUGUGGUUUAUUUCUUUGUUGAAUCUCUGCUAUACAGCGAGAGGCUUGUAAAAGGAAAUUAAAAAAAAUGUCCUGAGUGCCAUAAUUGUUUUUAAAAGACUGAAUUUCUGCAAAAUUUUAAGCUGACCCUUUAAAUUCUUCUGGUUUUCAUCCUUGAGCUGCAUAUGGUGAUGUACAGAUCAGUUUUAGUUGGACUACUUUAAGGAGUCUACUAUUCAUAUAUAAUGGUAUUUUCUCAGAAGAGCUCAAAGUCCAUCUUUCUCUGCUUUGUUCUGCCUUCAUGUCAUAUUGGAAAAAGAAAAACCUUGACUACCUUCCAGCCAUGUGGUGCUAAAUAGCAUUGAAUUAUUUGUUUUGUAUUAUCGACUAUGCUCACUGACAUACUACUGCUGAAAAUGCACAGUACACUUACUCAUCCUCAUACCUGUUUGUGGUCAAAACCGCCCCAAGUGGCCACAUUCUCAGGAGAUGUCAUGUGUAGUUUGUGAUGUCAGAUUAAUUUAAAACUAAUCCUGGCCAUUUGCUUUGAUUUCCUCAAGGUUAAAGGGUUAAAUAAAAGAAGAAAAGUCUUGUCAUUUGCUUUGAUUGUGCCCACAGCAGACCAUUAACACACAGUAGUUGUUGCAUGUCUCCAUAUGUGCUUUUGGUUGGGACUGAGCGGAAUGAAACGAGCUGUUUUAAGCCUGCUUUACAGUCCUAUCAGUGAUGUUUUUAUGAGAGAAAGCGAGAUUGUUUUCUAUGAUGACAAAUGAAAUUCUUGAAUGUUUUUAAAAAGAUGCUGCCUGUCUAGCAAUCUCUUAAGACCGUGGACUGUUCUUAACAUUUGCAUACAAUAAAAAAAAAAAAAAAAAAAGUUUCUUUGACAAACGUAUGCAAAGUGAAAAAAAGUGUCCUCAGAUG